AUGGAGAAAAAGAUGGAAGAGUUGCUGGAAACAUCCAAUAGGUCCACAAGGAAGGCUACAGGUCUGAGAUAUGAUGACCUGUGCAUGCAUUCAGAUUUGGAUUUACCAAAAGGGUUCAAAAUCCCAAAAUUUGAAAUGUGUAAGGGGACAGGAAAUCCCAAGGCACACCUCUGGUCCUUCUGUUACCAACUAGUCGGAGUGAAGAAAAAUGAACCUUUAAUUAUGCGACUAUUCAGUCAUAGUUUGACCGGAGAAGCCGCUGAGUGGUUCGCAACUCAAGGUAUGCGCCAAUGGCACACUUGGGAGGACAUGGUAGAAUCCUUCAUGGAGAGAUUUCGCUUUAAUGUCGAAAGGGUACCCGACAGCUACUACCUUGAAAAAGUCAAGCAGAAAUCAACAGAAAAUUACAGGGAGUUUGCCAGCAGAAUGUUGUCCAUGGGUGGGAGACCAUUUGCUGAGUUGGUCAAAAUGGGAGAGGCCAUAGAAGAUGGUUUCAAAUUCGGGAAAAUAGCUAGUGUCUUUAAUAAGGCAUCUGGACAAGCUACUGCGGGAAUCUUCUAA
Molecule: messenger RNA, 561 nt
Organism: Lycium barbarum (goji berry)
Lineage: Eukaryota; Viridiplantae; Streptophyta; Magnoliopsida; Solanales; Solanaceae
Exons: 2
Coding region: 1-561 (186 amino acids)
Source: RefSeq, a predicted model, not a curated record